Molecule: messenger RNA, 910 nt
Organism: Paramisgurnus dabryanus
Lineage: Eukaryota; Metazoa; Chordata; Actinopteri; Cypriniformes; Cobitidae
Gene: seraf
Product: Schwann cell-specific EGF-like repeat autocrine factor
Source: RefSeq, a predicted model, not a curated record
ACCAUCUGCGUCUCCAUGCACUGUUGUGUCUCUCCAGCAGGGGCACGAGUGAGCAGUGAGCACACUUCAGUAUUCAGUCCAAACACACUUUGUCCUGUAGUCUCAGUUCUUCUGGGUCUUUGUAAGAGUGUGGAUAUGAAAAUGGGAUUGCUUUUGCUGGCUGUACUGGCUACUCUGACCGGGAUCUGUAUGGGAGCGUCUGACGGGCCCCGCGGGGUGGCUCUUCCUUUUGUCUUUGACCCUAACGCAAUCUGCGACCCACCUUGUAAACAUGCUGGCCUCUGUACCCGCAACAACACCUGCUUCUGUUCGAAAGGAUAUGAGGGAGAGAGGUGCCAAUUUGCAAACUGUUAUCCAAAGUGUAAAAAUGGUGGACAGUGUCUGAGACCUGGAAAAUGCAGAUGUUCUUCAGGAUUUGGAGGAAAAUAUUGUCAUGAAGUGAAUUGUGAUGGUGGCUGCUGGAAUGGUGGUGAGUGCACUGCUGUGAAUGGAGAGGCAAAAUGCAUCUGUCCCUCCAGCUGGACCGGCUCAAGAUGCCAAGAUGCAAUCUGUCCUCAGGGAUGCAGGAACGGAGGCAGCUGUGUUGCUCCUGGAAUCUGCAGCUGUCCAGACGGAUGGAUCGGUGGAGCCUGCCACACAGCUGUGUGUAAAAGACCCUGCAUGCAUGGGGGGAAGUGUGUGUCGCCCGACACCUGUCGCUGUCGAGCUCCGUUCUCAGGCCCGCAGUGUGAGGAGAGGCUGAAAAUCUUCUGAUGUCACACCAGUCUGACCUCCGACCUCACUGGUGACUCUUCAAGUGGUGCUAAAAUGAUGUGUUUUCUUGUUAGAAAAAAGUAUUGUGCCUGUAAGUGUGUGAUGUGUUUUCUGCAUUAACAUUGUACAUGAACUGAUGGUAUUUUUUAUUAUUGUA